Molecule: messenger RNA, 6054 nt
Organism: Closterium sp. NIES-67
Lineage: Eukaryota; Viridiplantae; Streptophyta; Zygnematophyceae; Desmidiales; Closteriaceae
Source: the annotation of a GenBank genome assembly
AGCCAGUGCAGGAGGCUCAAGAGGCACCAGUGCAGGAAAGCACUUCAAACUUACAGUUCCUUACCAGGCAACCUCUCUCCUCUCUGCGGCUCUUGCCCCAGCCAUCUUCCCUUCACUCCAGCUUCUGCUUGAACUAGCUUGUUACCAUCUAGCAACUCAGAAACGACAAUUUCACGCGAAGCCGCGCGGUAGCCUCAGAGAGCGCGAGAGCCUCAGACAGCCUUCCCCUCGGCUUCAUCCUAGAAAAUGUCUCAUGUAGCUCUCCGCUGGUAGCAAAACUCCUACACUUAGAACCCUGGGUGCAUCGUUGUCAGACCAAUUCCGUCUAGAUUCAUUCAAGUUGAAUGAGAUUCAAGGGGUCAGGAUCCUGAAGAAUAUAAUAGGAUAGUAGCAGAAUAGAAGAGUCCGCGGGGACAGUCAGCCUCAGGCUGUUUCCCAGAGCGAGGAGCAGCAUAUGGCGCCAGCGUCUGGCUCCAGCGGCUGAAAGGCCACACGGCUGAUGCUGUGAACAUGUCUCCAACUUCAAGGUGGGGAAACAAGGCUUGGGGUUUUUUGAGCGCGUAGUAGCAACAGCCUGAGGCCGUGAUCUUGCAGUGUGCCACUGCACGUCCAGGACUUCCCACGACUAGUAGUACUCAUUUUCGGAGCAGUCUCCAAAAUGAUCCAUCUUUUGGCAGAUGCGUUGGCGGCACCACCAACGUCUGAGAGUCACUCAUUUACUAUCCAAGGGAGUUAACAGCUAUCUGGGAGAUGCAGCAUGACGCGCACACACAGGGACAGACUGGGGGAAACGGGGACCGCAUCGGCCUCGCGGUCGCAGCGGCAAAUACUGCCACGGCCGCAGCAAAGGUCACAGCAGGCGCCACAUCAGCAGAUGCAGCAUCAGAUGCCACAUCAGCAGAUGCUGCAGAUGCAAUACAUGCCACAGUGGCAACAGCAGCUACAGCCGCAGCUACAGAUGCAGCAGCAGGCUCAGCCAGCGCAGCUACCACAAGACCGGAUCCAGCAGCUGACGUCACAGCUACAGCCGCUGCUACAGCCAAACUUGCCACAACUACCACUUCAAGGUGAGCCUGCAGUAGGUGCAAGCCCAUCAGAGCCUAGCAGACGCAUGAAAAAGGCUUGCAACCGGAACUACAACCAGCCAGGGAAGUACCGCGGAGUGAGGAAGCGAGGGGAGUUUAGAUACAUAGCAGAACUUAAGGACACCAAUAGUGGGGUCCGGAAGUGGCUGGGGACAUUUGCAACUGCAGAGGAGGCUGCUCUGGCGUUCGAUCGAGCGGCUGUGGAGAUCCGAGGAGCAAAGGCUAAGCUUAACUUCCCAGAGAAUUUUAAUCCGGGAGUGGGAGGAGUAGGCUCCGAGCCUGCAGCAUUGGAAGCAGCAGAUAGGAAGGGAAUGGCAGGCGGCGGUGCAGGGAAGGAUGGUGGGAGGAAAGGACUUGGAGAGAAGAAGAAAGGGGUUGGACAGGUUGGGGAGGGCGGUACUACUAGGAGUUCUCGAGGGAAAGGGAAGAAGGUGGAGCAUGUUGAAGAUGCUGCGGACGGGAGAUGGAUCGGAGAGGCUGCGGGUAGGACACGGCCUUUCGGAGAGGGGACAAGCGAGCGGGCGGCAGCAGCAGCAGCAGCGGCAGCAGCAGCAGGAACAGGUGCAGGAUCAGGGGCAAUAUGGACAGCAGCAGUAGCUGAGGCUGCGGAAGGGGGAGGAGGACAGGGAGGAGGAGGAGCGGUAGCAGCAGCGGAAGCCACUGCGGGAGCAACAACACGCACCCCUGAAGCGAGCUCCACUGUCAGUCGCAGCAGCUCCAGCAGAGCUACCCCUUCCUCAUCCGACCCUUCCACCUCCGCCCCUUCCACCUCCGCCCCUUCCACCUCCGCCCCUUCCACCUCCGCCCCUUCCACCUCCGCCCCUUCCACCUCCAACCGUUCCCCCGCUGCCCAUUCCCCUGCUCCCCCUUUCCCCUCCGCUCCUUCCACGUCUGCCCCUCCCACAUCCACCCCUUCGCCCACUGCUCCUUCCACCUCUGUCCCUUCCACAUCUGCCUCUUGUGCCUCUGUCUCUGCCCCGCCCUUUACCUCCCCUGCGUUCUCCGCCCCUGCUCCUCACACCAGCAUGCUUUCCCCUUUCAUCGCGCCCGUCUCUUCCGGCCCUGCCGACACGCCAAUAUCCGGUGCUACCACGGAGGGGCAUACAAACCUGCUGUUUAAGUCAUCAGGUGCUGUCAUAAAUGAAAGGGAGUUACUGGGUUUUGAUGAGCCCGGAGCGGGCUUGGGAGGUUUGAAAGCAGCUGGGGUUGGGGUAGCUGCAGGUGAGCUGUGGUCUUCAGUCCUCGCAGAGGAAUUUUCCCAGCAGCUGCGGGGGUUUGAAGAAGCCAAUGGAACUGGAGGGAGUGGAUUUGGUGGGGAGAGAGGGGAGGAGAGUAGCGGAAGCCAAGAGAGUGUGGGUGGAGAUGGUGGUACGGAUCUGGGGAUGGGGGAGGGUGGUAUGGAGCUGGGGAUGGGGGAGGGUGGUAUGGAGCUGGGGAUGGGGGAGGGUGGUAUGGAGCUGGGGAUGGGGACAGGGAUAGACGAGGGAAUGGCUGGCCUUGGCACUGUUUCUCAUGGUAGUUUUGUGGCCGCGGUGAUGGGAUUGGGGGAAACUGAUCGGUACUAUCACACGCCACACCUCUAUCACUCCCAGAAACAGCACCGGCAGAAAAUGGAGUUGCAGGAGCAGUUAGAGGAGCUUCAGCAGCAGCAGCACCAGCAGCAGCAGCAGCAGCAGCAGCAGCAGCAGCAGCAGCAGCAGCAGCAGCAGCAGCAGCAGCAGCAGCAGCAGCAGCAGCAGCAGCAGCAGAGGCAGCAGAGCUCGCAGCAGCUAGACCCACAUCCCAUACGCCCCACCUCUCCCCAUCGCUUGCACUCCUGGCAGGUCACAGCUGCCACGCCUCUCCCCGCAGCCGUACCUCCAUGUAGCAGCCCUCCGAACCAAAGCUUGCCAAACCAGGUACAGUCAGGAAAGGGUGACAGGAUAGGAGUUCCCGUGAACUUGGCUGGCCAUGCAACUGGCAAUUUCACUGUGCCAAGAUCCCGAGACAAGCAGCGUAGCCUGCCACUCAUGCCGCAUAGCCUGUCAACCAUGCCGCAUAGCCUGCCAUCGAUGCCGUGUAGCCUGCCAACCAUGCCACAUAGCCUGCCAUCCAUGCCGCAUAGCCUGCCAACCAUGCCGCAUAGCCUGCCAUCCAUGCCGCUUCAAGCAUCCCCACCCUCUCAAUGGCAGCAGUCAGGUCAAGGGGGUGAACAGGCCCGAGAGGUAGGCAACCUGACAGGCUUGCCUGUAGCAGGGGCGGCAGGGGCAGCAGGGGCAGCAGAGGCAGCAGAAGGGCUUAAAGCCAUGGAGCAGACUCCAAGUCUAGGCAUCCAUCAAGCAGUGGCAGGAGAACAGGCAUUGCUGGGACAGCAGGCAUCGGCAGGGCCAGUCCAGAGACACACACAGCGUGGACACACGGAAGCAGUGCCAAGCCAGGCACGUGCGGGUUUAUGGACCGUUGGGGUGACGGGGAGAGUGCUCAUAAGCAGGGCGGGUGGUAGUUCCCAUGCACCCAUGCAACGCGCAGAGGAGGCGGCAGUGGUAGUACCCACGGAGGGAUCAUCUUGGCAUGCUGGCAUGCGCCAUGCUUCUGCCAUGAUGCUGGCUCUUGGGGCACAUCCUGAGAAGCACGAUGAUGGCAUCCAGUAUGCGUUUACCAUGUCAAGCAGCUCUUCCGUAGUUGUGACUCCGCAUCCGAUUCAGAGCUACCAGAAUAACCAGCAGCCACAGCCGCAGCUGCAGCCGCAGCUGCAGCCUCAGCGACAGUCACAGCCACAGCAGCAACAGCAGCAGCAGCAGCAGCAGCAGCAGCAGCAGCAGCGGCGGCGGCAUGCGAGAACCUUCUCGCGACGCAGCUCUGUUGGGCGCAGGUGUGAAAGGAAUAUCAAGGCUGUAGCACGAUGCUCGUCUGCAGGCCUCACGAACUAUCAGCAGCAGGAGCGGAGGGGGCAGCAGCUGAGGAGCCACAAUUUAUUGUUGGAGCAAAACAGCACCGUUUCCGAGCUUUCCAAUCAGCCGUGGGCCGAGACUCAAUCCGACCCUCGUUCCCGGCCUCAUGCCGAGCCCGUGCCUCUGUGGCCUCGGAGCCACAGUGUAUCUUUCCCCUUGGAGUCACCUGUCCUUAGAGCUCCAACCCCUGAGUCCCUGCCUUCUAAGGGCGAUACAGGUGCUGCAGGUGGUGCGAGUGCUGUGGGUAAAGCUGGUGUUCCUGGUGGCACGGGUGCUGUGGGUGGUGUUGCUAUGGAUGGUGUAGCGGCUGCUGCAGGUGUAGCUGCUGCAGGUGCUGGUGCGGGUAGUGGAGAUGGUGGGGAUCACAGCAUGGUGGUUGAAGGGAUUGGCGGUACUGCCGGUGCUGCUGGUGUUGUGGGUAUUGCGUUCUGCCCAGCCCGUUCUCCCAAAACGGAUCCGAGCCUCGCUCUUCGCAGGGUGAGGCGAACGCGGUCUCGGGACCAGGGGCCAUUGGGAGCGGGGCAGCUGGACAGGACAAUGCUGCACGCAUCAGCAUUCCAGCCUAGAGUGCCUGCUAGCAGGUACGGUCAGGGGCUCAUGAGGCUCUCGGAGGGGCAGGCGUGGGGCCCUGCUAGCAAGUACGGCCAGGGGCUGAUGGAGCAGCUGCUGCAGCAGAGAAUGUUGGAGGGGCAGCAGAGGCCGUGGGUGGAGGAGAUGCUAAUGGUGCAGCAGCAGCAGUUGGUGGAGGAACAGUCCCAGCAGCAGCAGCAGCAGCAGCAGCGGCCAGUGCAGCAACAGCAGUUGGUGCAAAAUCAGGAGCACCAGCAGGAGCAGCAAGAGGAGAAGCAGCAAGAGCAGCAGCUGCAAGGGCCACUCAGUCCCUUCCAGCGCCCUCUCGUCUCUCGCAGCCACUCUGUUCCCACAGUGACCUCUCUUCACUUGACCUCUGCACUCUUGACCUCUGAUGCCCCCCACUCACACCCUUUCCUUCCCACUCCCGCCUCACCACCUAUCUUUUUCAACAAUACUGCCAGCUUGCACGUACACAAUGGCACAGAGCAGGGCAGUGCGGCCAGCAGCGACAGAGACGUGUUCAUACAGGAAUUUCCAGCAGAGGGAUUUGAGGCUGCAUACGGUGCUGCUGCUGCUGCUGCUGCUGCUGCAACUGCUCCUGCUGACCAGCCUAGUGCUGACCAGCCUAUUGGAUACCAGCACAUCAUGGCAGACAUCAGCGUUCCUCUGAGCGGUCCUCUGCCUCACCCCUCAGUGGAUGUGGUGCAUCUGGAGGGUCUCCAGCACGUUGCCUCUGCACCCAAGAAUCGCACGUCCCCGCUCUUCCUGGAAGCUGGGCCGCACACUGCAUAUGCUGCUGGGGGUCCCGGCUCCCCGCUUUCCCUGGAGAAUGUGUCACACGCUGCAUUUGCUGCUGGGGGUCCCGGCUCCCUGCUUUCCCUGGAGAAUGUGUCACACGCUGCAUUUGCUGCUGGGGGUCCCGGCUCCCCGCUUUCCCUGGAGAAUGUGUCACACGCUGCAUUUGCUGCUGGGGGUCCCGGCUCCCUGCUUUCCCUGGAGAAUGUGUCACACGCUGCAUUUGCUGCUGGGGGUCCCGGCUCCCCGCUUUCCCUGAAUAAUGUUUCACAUGCUGCAUUUGCUGCCGGGGCUCCCAUGCCCCCAUCCCCACUUUCUCAUGUCGAGAGUGCGGCCCGAUUCAGGUACGAGAAUGAUUCCAGUGUUGCCCCCCUAAUGGAGCAUUCGGGAAUAGCCGGUGUAAGUUUGGGAUUUUGGGGAGAGGCUGCUCAUGUAGGAGGGUCGGCGCAUACAGUACAUCCCCAGCAUGAAGGGGCAAUUGCCGCUGGUGCUGGAAUCUACACCAUUGAUGCACUAGAGAGGUUAUUGAUGGAUAAUGGGGAGUGACGGGAAUAAGAGUAGCUGUGUGAAGCGUUUUUUUUUUUUUUUUUUUUUUUUUUUUGCGUGAUUGGUUUUUUCUGAGUUGCCCAUUUGUUCAUUUCAUGUAUCCCUAAUAAAUUAUCAGUUUCAGC